UGAUGGCUUCAGUUCCGGUUCCGGCUCCAUCUUGUUUAGUUGUUACGGUUGAAGCGGUGACAGGGGACGUGUGGAUUGUUCAGGGCUGCAAUUAUGUCGGACAAAGAUAAAAGUGAGCUUAAAGCAGAAUUGGAGCGCAAAAAGCAGCGCUUGGCCCAAAUCAGAGAGGAGAAAAAAAGGAAAGAAGAGGAGAGAAAGAAAAAGGAAGCUGAUCAAAGAAAAGAAUUAGUACAGAAUGAAGAAUCUGAUAUUGAAAAGAAACGAAGAGAAGCUGAGGCCUUGCUACAGAGCAUGGGCAUUACAUCGGAGCCCUCUGUUGUCCCUCCUACAUCUCCUCCCUCAAAAUCGGUGAGUACACCAAGCGAGGCUGGAAGCCAGGAUUCUGCUGAUUGCACUCUUGGGGCAAGACGAGGAGCAAUGAAACUCGAGAUGGCAAAAAUCACACAGGUAGACUUCCCUCCACGAGAGAUUGUUACAUAUACAAAGGAAACACAAACCCCAGUGAUUGCACAGAAAACUGAAGCUGAAGACGAAGAGGAAGAUAUUGUACCUAAGCAAACAAUUGAACCAGAACCAGAGCAAAUACAGAAAGAAGAAAUUAAAGAAGGUGCACCACGUGAACUUACAGAAGAGGAAAAACAGCAGAUUAUUCACUCUGAUGAAUUCCGCACAUUCUUUGAUCAUAGCACCAGAAUAAUUGAAAGGGCUCUUGCAGAACAUAAAGAUCUCUUUUUUGACUACAGUGGCAAGGAUUUAGAAGAAAAAGAAGGAGAACUUCAAGGUGGAGCUAAACUUUCUCUAAAUAGACAGUUUUCUGAUGAGCGUUGGUCAAAACACCGUGUUGUUACGUGCAUGGACUGGUCCUCUCAGUAUCCAGAACUUCUUGUUGCCUCAUAUAACAACAAUGAGGAUGUUCCUCAUGAACCAGAUGGUGUGGCUCUUGUAUGGAAUAUGAAAUUUAAGAAAACUACCCCAGAGUAUGUCUUCCACUGCCAGUCAUCUGUGAUGUCAGCUUCCUUUGCGCGAUUUCAUCCAAAUCUGGUAGUUGGGGGAACAUAUUCUGGCCAGAUUGUGCUCUGGGAUAAUCGCAGUAACAAAAGGACACCAGUCCAAAGAACGCCACUCUCUGCUGCUGCUCACACGCAUCCAGUCUACUGUGUGAAUGUAGUUGGUUCUCAAAAUGCUCAUAACCUGAUCAGUAUUUCUACUGAUGGGAAGAUCUGCUCGUGGAGUCUGGAUAUGCUUUCUCAACCACAGGAUAGCAUGGAGUUGAUGCACAAGCAGUCUAAAGCAGUAGCUGUUACUUGCAUGUCCUUCCCAUUGGGUGAUGUCAACAAUUUUGUGGUUGGUAGUGAGGAAGGUUCUAUAUACACAGCAUGCCGUCACGGAAGCAAAGCUGGAAUAAGUGAGAUUUUUGAUGGUCAUCAAGGACCAAUCACAGGUAUCCAUUAUCACACUGCAGCUGGACCAGCUGACUUCUCUCAUCUUUUUGUCACCUCCUCCUUUGAUUGGACAGUCAAACUAUGGACAACUAAGAAUAACAAGCCACUGUACUCCUUUGAAGAUAAUGCUGAUUAUGUUUAUGAUGUCAUGUGGUCUCCAACCCAUCCUGCCCUGUUUGCUUGUGUUGAUGGAAUGGGAAGACUUGAUUUGUGGAAUCUCAACAAUGACACUGAAGUACCGACUGCAAGCAUUACUGUUGACAGUAAUCCUGCACUGAAUCGUGUGAAAUGGACUCAUACUGGAAGAGAAAUAGCUGUAGGUGACUCAGAAGGGCAGAUAUUGAUUUAUGAUGUAGGAGAGCAAAUAGCAGUUCCUCGAAAUGAUGAAUGGACACGAUUCGCUCGUACACUGGCAGAAAUAAAUGCAAACAGAGCCGAUGCAGAAGAGGAAAUUGCAGCAUGAAUAGCAGAUGAGAGUUAAAGGCAUAAUGACCUGUCUGCAGAGCAGUUCAAUAAUUAAUUUUGUAUGUUUUUCAAAAUCAGGUUUGUAAUUUUUUUCUGAAUAUAACUUUCCCUGGCUCUAUGAACCAACUCCCAAACCUCUGCCACAGAAGACUACGUAGCAUGCAAUGGUAGUUAUUUCACACCCUCCCACCCCUUUCUUAGCUUUUUCAGAAUAGGACCAAUAAGAUCAGCCGGCCAAGAUGCAGGGAAUGAAAGUUGCAUUUGUUUACUGUUAUCAGGAUGAAGUAUCAGCAAAGAUUUUAACUAUAUUUUAAAUUGGAGUGUUCCCAAAAAUGCUUCAUUGUUUUUCCAAUUUAGCCAGUGUUUACAACUUAUUGCUCUCAUAUACAAAUGAGCCAUUUUCUUCAAAAAUACUGAACACAAAUGAAAAUUUACUUUUUUUAAACAUAACUUCACUCAAAAGGGUCUAACAAAAUGGGUACAGUAUAGAGAGCCCCUUUAGAAGUGACCUCCCAAAGUUCACAGUUUUUAGUACUUCUGUAGCCAAAUUAUUGGUAGACUGGCUUGACCAUUUAUUAUAUGGUAUCUCUGCCCUUUUCAGGUAAAUUUGACAGUUGUGCACUGUACAAUUGAGAAUCAUAUCCAGAAAGCAACUACUGUACUGAAAUUCACUGGUCUUGUUUUUGUAAUCUUACAACUAUGGUGUACCUGACAUUACAGCAUUUUGUUCACUAUUCAAUGAAGAGAAAAACAUCGUGCUUAUUAAACCAACUGAAUGGUUAAAUGGAUAGUCUUUACAAAGUUAUGUAACAACUUUAAUGCAAGUUUUACAUAAAUAAUAAAACAUACAGGAAAAUAAA
Messenger RNA from Carcharodon carcharias (great white shark), 2767 nucleotides. RefSeq names its product cytoplasmic dynein 1 intermediate chain 2-like. Gene Ontology annotation, cellular component: cytoplasmic dynein complex. The record is from RefSeq and is a predicted model, not a curated record. The transcript has 16 exons. Gene Ontology annotation, molecular function: dynein light chain binding; dynein heavy chain binding. NCBI's taxonomy places the organism in Eukaryota, Metazoa, Chordata, Chondrichthyes, Lamniformes, Lamnidae. The coding region runs from base 94 to 1905 and encodes 603 amino acids. Gene Ontology annotation, biological process: transport along microtubule.